AUGGAUUUCUCCAGUCUGAAAGACCAGGUUAGCAACCUGACCUUGUAUGAUAUCAAGGCGGGAGUCCGCAAGGUGCAGAAUGCUGUCAUGAAUUACACCGAGAUGGAGUCCAAGGUCCGGGAAGCUACGAACAAUGAACCAUGGGGCGCGUCGACCACGCUGAUGCAGGAGAUUGCCAAUGGAACUCAUAGCUAUCAGCUGCUGAACGAGAUUAUGCCGAUGAUUUACAAGCGAUUUACAGACAAGAGCGCGGAGGAGUGGCGUCAGAUCUACAAGGGUCUGCAGCUGCUGGAGUUCCUGAUUAAGAAUGGCUCCGAGCGAGUCGUCGACGACGCCCGGUCCCACAUGUCCCUGCUCCGCAUGCUCCGCCAGUUCCACUUUAUCGACCAGAACGGGAAGGACCAGGGUGUCAACGUGCGCAACCGGUCAUCGGAGCUGGUGAAACUACUCGGCGACGUUGAUCUUAUUCGCACUGAGAGGAAGAAGGCACGGGCCAAUCGGAACAAGUUCGGUGGCUUCGAGGGUGGCAUGGGGACCGGUGGCAUGGGCGGAAUGGGCGGCGGCCUUUCCGGCUCGGGUUCGAGCGGCCGGUAUGGCGGCUUCGGGAGCGAGAGUCUGGCCUUUGGUGGAUAUAGCGGUGGUGUCUAUGGUGAUGGCGGCGGUUUCGGCGGUGCCUCGAGCGAGUUCCAGGACUCCGAACGGAGGGGGAACCGAUUCGACGAAUACGACGAGUAUGAUGAGGGUGAUGCUAGCCCAGCACGGCGCCGCGGACCCAGCCCCCCUCGUGCGAAACCAGAAACGAAGAAGCCCGAGCCCCCCAAAAAGGCACCCGAGAUGGAUCUGUUCGAUUUUGGCGAGGAGGAGACCCCUGUGGCUACCACCUCGACGGCCGCUGGCAAGAAGCCCGCCGGCAGCAGUGGUCUCGAUAUCCUGGAGUCCAAACCGCUCGACGACGACGAUGACUUUGACGAUUUCCAAUCCGCGACGCCGGCGCCGCAGCCCACCGCGAACCAGUUCGCUAUUCCUGCACCCGCAUCCACGGUCAGCACGACCUCGAGCACCCAGUUUGCUGCGCCUCAGCCUGUCUCUGGCGUGCAGGCGCCGAACCUGAACGGUCUGGUUGGAUUCUCGUCGGUGAGCCCGACGCCGAUCUCGAGCACUGUCGUAUCCCCUGCCCUGUCGCAGAGCUCCAUGGUGCCACAGCAGCAGAACCCCGCACAGCCCAAACCGUCUGGUUUCCAGGCGGCCACCCCCAAUUACUUCACCUCAGUCUCAACUGCAGCACAGCAGCCAGCUACCACUACUUCCAACCAUCGACCAGGCAUGCCUUCGACUUCCUCUUUCACCUCUGCGCGCAGCGCCUCAUCGACUGGAACCAAGCCCGCGGCAGGCAAAUCGUCUGGUGACGCAUUCGGAUCGCUCUGGUCGACCGCCAGCGCCAGCGCAGGUAUCCAGAAGACGUCCAUCAAUGCAAACAAGGGCCCCAACCUGGCCAGUAUGGCCAAGGAGAAAGCUAGCGCGGGGAUCUGGGGUGCACCAGCACCGUCCGGCGGGUUUACACCUUCCAUGAGCUCGUCGACAUCCCAGCAAUCGGGGGCAAAGACCGGCAGCUCGGGGCUGGACGAUCUGCUGGGCUAG
Molecule: messenger RNA, 1638 nt
Organism: Aspergillus clavatus NRRL 1
Lineage: Eukaryota; Fungi; Ascomycota; Eurotiomycetes; Eurotiales; Aspergillaceae
Product: putative Golgi to endosome transport protein (Ent3)
Exons: 5
Coding region: 1-1638 (545 amino acids)
Biological process (GO): endocytosis; Golgi to endosome transport
Cellular component (GO): endosome; plasma membrane; clathrin vesicle coat
Molecular function (GO): phospholipid binding; clathrin binding
Source: RefSeq, a predicted model, not a curated record